Molecule: messenger RNA, 1593 nt
Organism: Aureobasidium namibiae CBS 147.97
Lineage: Eukaryota; Fungi; Ascomycota; Dothideomycetes; Dothideales; Saccotheciaceae
Exons: 3
Coding region: 1-1593 (530 amino acids)
Biological process (GO): regulation of alternative mRNA splicing, via spliceosome; mRNA splicing, via spliceosome
Cellular component (GO): nucleoplasm
Molecular function (GO): mRNA binding; N6-methyladenosine-containing RNA reader activity
Source: RefSeq, a predicted model, not a curated record
AUGAGCUCCAUAGGGCAUGCACUGCCUGGAGCUCCUACCUCACCCGCACCUCUAGGAGGGUUCGCUCAACAAGCACCGUCUCACCCUGCUGGAGUGUCAGCUCAUACGUCAGGCAUGCACUUUGGACCACAACUACACCACUAUAGUCCUCAAGCUUACCCAUCGAACAUGGCGAUGCACAUGCCUGUGCUGCGCACUCAGGUAACUUCUUCUGGGAUGCACCCUCAGUACUACUACAGUGGCUACGGCGCUCCUGCUCCUCAGGCUCCCAUGCAAAGGCAAGGACAGCCCAUGACAGGGUAUCCGACGAUGCCUGCAAUGCCCUACAACAGGUCUGAGUCGAACAACCAACCAAACCACUUUGUGUCAUACUUGAGUCAUCCUAGACCCGAGUUGGUUACUCAGCCCACCCCGUCCUACCCCAGAGGUCCUCCAAGGAAGCCUAGACAAUCCGGCCAUGCGCUCUGGGUUGGAAACCUACCCCCUGCCACAACCAUCAGCGAUCUGAAGGACCAUUUUUCACGUGAAGCGACCAACGACAUCGAGAGUUUGUUCCUCAUCUCCAAGAGCAACUGCGCUUUUGUCAACUACCGCACAGAGGCUGCGUGUACAGCUGCCAUGGGCAGGUUCCACGAUUCGCGAUUCCACGGUGUGCGUUUGGUGUGUAGACUCCGUCGCGGGACACCCACUGAAGGAUCCUCCUCUUCGACGACACCCGAUUCGGUGACUCCUGAGUCCAGUAACGAGCUUGUUAAGCCCGGCAGGAAGGAACUUCGGAGAGCGACUUCUGGACCGGUCAUCGUGGAUAGUUCGUCUAGUCGAUCGCCAAAGAAGGAGAUCCAGCAUGAUGGCAUCGAUGGUGUGGAUGGAGUUGAUGGACUUCACAAGACUGGUGGCCAAAGCCCAGCACGUGUGCCUGAGAAGUAUUUCGUUGUCAAGAGUCUCACGUUGCAGGAUCUCGAGGCCAGUGUGCGCAGUGGAGUGUGGGCAACGCAGAGUCACAACGAGGUUGCGCUGAACAACGCUUAUGAGACUGCCGAUAGCGUCUUCCUCGUCUUUUCUGCCAACAAGUCUGGAGAAUACUUUGGCUAUGCUCGUAUGACCAGCCCCAUAUCGUCGCGCCCAACAAUCGCAUCGACGAAACUACAACCCAAGACCAAAGAUCUGGACAGCGGACCAAAAUCUAUACCGACCCCAGCAACACAAUGGGCACCAAAGGGACGCAUCGUAGACGACUCAGCACGUGGAACCAUCUUCUGGGAAGUCGACAACACACCAGAGCAGGCACAAGAGGAAGCAGCCACCGACGGGGCCUCCCCAGUACAGCAACCCGAGCAAGAAGAGAAGGAAACAGGGUCUCAACGACAGAGGCAAGAGUGGGGCAAGUCUUUCCAGGUCGAUUGGAUCUCGACAAACAGACUUCCCUUCUACCGCACCCGCGGUCUGCGCAACCCUUGGAACGAGAACAGAGAAAUCAAAAUCGCGCGCGACGGUACAGAGAUCGAACCGAGCAUCGGACAACGCUUGGUGCAGAUGUUCCAUCUGCCUGUGCCGCUACCCAGGAGCAAUUACCAGGCAAGGAAGGAGUCGUAG